AUGACCAUUUUCAGACGCCAAGAGGAGCAAUCAUUGAACAAUAACAGCAUUCCGACUAGCAGACAAUUGAACGGCCAUCACCAUGAAGAUGAGAUUGACGUAAUGAGACCACCGAUAUCCCAUAUGCAUGGUUCAGAUGUGUCUGUUGAAUCGUCCAUGAAAAAUAGUCCGAAGGGCAAAGAACGUCAUCGAAAGCAUGAAUACAAAAUGAAAAGGGCAAAGGUGACAAAGAAGAAGAAACACCAACACCCUGAAAUCAAUUUGCCCUUGCCUGUGUUGGCAGUCGGUUUUCCAAAAGCAGGCACCUCUUCCAUUUUUAGUUUCUUUCAGCAGCAGAAGUUCCGUUCUCAACAUUGGUAUUGUUGCAAAUCGCAAAACGACCCGCAGAGAGGAGGCCCCUUUCUCAUGGCUGAUUGCCUUCUUCGAUACAUGGGAUCCGUUGCCUCUGAUGGUGAAGAAAAGAAUCAGACGAUGCUUCAAGAGUGUGGACACUUUGAUGUUUAUGCAGAAAUCAAUGGUCCUCGUUGCGAUGGUGACAAAGGAUGUCGAUUGGAAGACGGCAGCGUGGAUACGGGCAUCACAGGUCCGCGCAUCUUUCUUCCUCAGCACUUUAAUCUUCCAGAGUUGCACGAUUCGGCCCCAAAUAGUACUUGGAUUCUGAAUACUCGUCUUGUUUCGGAUUGGGUGGAAAGCGUCAUGAAUUGGAGUGAUUUGCAACACCAGUUUGCGAACGAGUACUAUUCACAGGGACGGAUCAAUGAGUUGCCAAAAAAUGCAGAAGAGAUGAAGGCUUUCCUGAAAGAGAUCUUUCUAAACCACACUGAUCAUGUCAAGGAAUUCGUCAGCCGGCACCCGAGUCAUGCAUUGAUUGAGAUCAACAUUACGGAAGGUGAUACGGCAGGGCAAGUUCUGGCAGAAUCGUUCGGAUUAGAUGCCUCUUAUUGGACCGCGAGAAACCAACGUUGGAGAAUAACCUGGCAGAAUUCGGUCAGAUUCUUUGGCGGGACUGCUGGGUGGCUCAUGUUCGCUGGUACCACAGCGUACAUGUGCAGCAUCAUUGGUCUCGCAAUGACUAUGCUAUAG
Molecule: messenger RNA, 1083 nt
Organism: Cylindrotheca closterium
Lineage: Eukaryota; Bacillariophyta; Bacillariophyceae; Bacillariales; Bacillariaceae
Source: the annotation of a GenBank genome assembly